AACGAAAAAACGCCAAAUUUCCCCCCAAAUUUUUUCUUAGUUCUCUCAUCCAAAAGCACAAAUUUUGAAGACCAAAUGGCAACAAUUUCAGCAUUUUCAACUCCUUUGCAUUUAAUCUCCAAAACCCAUUUUAAAUCUCCCAAAAACCUCUUCUUUUAUCCAAAUUCUAUCUAUUUUCAGACCAAAGUUUCCACCUUUUCUUCCAACAACUUGACCUUAUCCUUCAAAAACAGCAAAACUCUUUACGGUACUUGGAAACUCAAGUCUGCAGAAGAAGAAGAAACAGUUGUUGUUGAACAAGAACGAGAAGAAACAACUGUCGCCAAACAAGAGUCUGUUUCCCCCUAAUUUCCCCAAAUCGACAGUCCUUUUAUUUUUCCCAAACCAUUUCUCCCCUACCCCGAUUCCCUUUAUUUUUGAAUUUGCAACAAUAUGGGAAGUCAUCCAAGCUAUCACACAAUGCUUUUGAAUUUGUUUUUUUUAGGGAAAAAGUUCAAUGCUUUUUUAAUCUUUUCAUAACUUUAAAACCCGCCAAAAGAAAAUCUUGCCAUAGCUGUAAGUUUAACCUCGUAUCAAUCCGCUCUGGAACAUGCGUAUCUCCGCCACGAUUAACUCAUUCAAGUCCUCCAAUCUCAUCUCAUGGAAAACGACCGGUAAGCUUCAACAAACCCCAGCGGGAUGCAUCGAACUGUCGGGAAAAACACUUCAGUCGGGGAAGGUUUCGAAGGUAAAGAUAUGGCCGGGAUUCACCGGCCAAGGAAGGUACUUUGAGUUUCACUCAAAUUUGAUUCUUGCAUCCAUCGAUUUUGUUCGAGAAUAGCUGUUGUGUACCUCUCUUUGCAAAGACGGAUACAAGAUUCGGACCGUCGAGCAUUUGCUUUCGGCUUUGGAAGCUAAAGGCAUUGACAAUUGUAGAAUUCAGAUUCAAAGUCUCGAUUCUGAGGAUACUGAGGUCGAGGUUCCUAUUUUUGAUGGGUCUGCAAAUGCUUGGGUAGAGGCAAUAGAACAAGUUGGCAGAAAAGAGGCCUUGGAUCGGUGUGGCAACAAUGUUGAGAAAUUGGCACCAUAUUUGAGUGAACCAUUUUAUGUUUUGAGAAAUGAUUCUUUUAUGGUUGCCUUCCCUGCUUCAAAGGUUCACAUAUCUUGUGGAAUUGACUUUCCAAAGGGGCUUUGGGAUGUAGAAAACGACAAUGAUGGCCAACAAGAAGGCUGCGUUUUGCGGGUUAUAUCCCAGUUUUAGCCAUUCUAUCUAAAAUGUUCUUUGCAGAGGUUGUACAAUACAACAACAUCAAGUUUCAAGUAUGGGAUUUAGAAAUUCAUAUGUUGGCAAUCUUUCUCUUUUCUAUGAAAUAGAGGAGAAGCUUAAGCAGGGUCACAACGUUGUACUUAUAUCAAACCAUCAUACUGAAGCUGACCCAAUCAUCAUCUCAUUGUUGCUUGAGAAAGCAAAUUCGCACAUUGCCGAGAACAUGGUGAUUCUCUCUUGAAUUAAUUUCUCAUUCUGAGCCAGCUGUAGUAGCCUUCAUCUAUGCCCUUGAGGCCUUGACUGUACUUGGGUUCUGUGGUUGCAAUAGCUGCCGGGAUGGUACAUAGCAUGGCUAUUACUGAAGAUGGAGCAUUAUUUUAUUGGGUUUCCUCAGAUCCUCAUCUUAGAUGCCAACAGCUAUAUUCCCUUUGUGAGAAAACAAUCGUAAGCAUUUCUGCUGGUAAGUACUGGGCUGCUACUGCUACUGCUACAUGUGGGAUGGCAAGAAAAGUAUGGAAAAACCACAUUUUGCAACUCGGUUACACCGAGUUAAGGGAAAAAAGAUCCCUUAAAGAGUUGAUUUUGAGAGUUGGUCAUGAGAGAAUGUAACUUGUAAACAAUUUUCUAAUAUAGAAUGUAACUUGUAAACAGAACUUAUGUAAUUCUAAUGUAAUUCUAAUAUAGAAUGUAAACAAUUUUCUUAUGUAAUUCUAAUAUAGAAUGUAACUUGUUUUAA
Molecule: messenger RNA, 1982 nt
Organism: Gossypium raimondii (Peruvian cotton)
Lineage: Eukaryota; Viridiplantae; Streptophyta; Magnoliopsida; Malvales; Malvaceae
Product: probable UDP-3-O-acyl-N-acetylglucosamine deacetylase 1, mitochondrial
Exons: 8
Biological process (GO): lipid A biosynthetic process
Source: RefSeq, a predicted model, not a curated record